AUGUUUUCUAUACUGUAUAACACAAACAUGCUGUGCUUGGCCAAGAGUAUUCUGCUACUACUGACAACAGGUCUCCACUCCGGCCGCGCAUCGCUCACGGUGACGACCCCCGAGGAAGACCUGGUGGUCGUCUCCGGCAGGACUUUCACCGUCCGGUGGAACCAAGAUGAUGAUGGAUCAACAACGCCCGGUCGGUUCGCCAUCGACCUCUACCAAUACCAAUCGUACUCCAUGGACGAAGAUUCGUGCGGCACAUGGGCGACGGCGCUGUGCCCCUACGGAGAGAGUGGCUGCCUGGACUCGACCGGCGACUACGACGUCGUGCUACCGGAACCCGCCCCAGACCUCUCAGACUCGGCAUACCGGAUCGGCGUACUGGGUGUCGAAGAUGGAUCGUUCGGGUGCUCCGACAAGUUCUUUUUGAUCACAGAGGGAGCCGCACCCACAGACUCCGACAAGUACUUUCUCGAGGUCACGGCUCCGGCCGACGGGGACGUUGCUGUGACUGGUCAUGCGUACGAUGUUCAGUUUGACUUCGAGAACGGGGUAGGGUCCAGCGCGGAUGUGUUUGACAUCGACUUGUUCACGAGUGACUGUGGAACGUACGUGGCCGGCCUUUGCGAGCAGUGCAAGGAUUCGGGUGGUUCGCACUCGAUAUCCAUCCCGACGGACACCGACGCUGAUUUCUAUCGCAUUCGUGUCGCCAGGGCCGAAGACCCCUUUCUUUUCGACUGUUCCGGAGUGUUUGAAGUGGUGGACGAGUUUGAGUUUGAUAUGAGUGAGUUGGUUGCAGACAGCUACAGUUUUUCCUACAGCCCGGGGGAACGUCAAGACGAAAUAUAA
Messenger RNA from Ectocarpus siliculosus, 843 nucleotides. The record is from the annotation of a GenBank genome assembly. Lineage: Eukaryota; Phaeophyceae; Ectocarpales; Ectocarpaceae.